Messenger RNA from Plasmodium gaboni, 1701 nucleotides. RefSeq lists its product as hypothetical. Gene Ontology annotation, molecular function: clathrin binding. Gene Ontology annotation, cellular component: vesicle; intracellular membrane-bounded organelle; cytoplasm. The transcript has 2 exons. Lineage: Eukaryota; Apicomplexa; Aconoidasida; Haemosporida; Plasmodiidae. The record is from RefSeq and is a predicted model, not a curated record. Gene Ontology annotation, biological process: clathrin-dependent endocytosis; clathrin coat disassembly. The coding region runs from base 1 to 1701 and encodes 566 amino acids.
AUGGAUAUAUUUUCUCUUGCUUCUAAUUUACAACAAAUUGCUAUAGGAGGAGUUAAUUACGUAAACAAUAAACUACUUAAGAAGUCUUUAAAUUAUGAAAUAAAUUAUAUUACUUAUAUUGUUAUAGGAGAAAAUGAAAAGACACCUUAUGAUAUGAAUAUGUUUUUUUUGCCAUUCGAAUUAAAUACAAAAUUAACAUUUAAAGAAUUUAAAAAAUAUUUUCCUUUUAAAGGAAAUAUUAUAUUUAGAUUUAAAGUUGCAUUAUGUGAUAUGAUUAAUUCAAUAAAUGAAGGGAUAAUAAAUAAUAGUCCAUUAUUAUUAAGAGAUAAAAAUACUGACCAUAAUAUCCCUCAUAAUAAUAAUAAUUAUAAUAUUAUAUCGGAUGAAAAUGAAAUAAAAAAUAUAUUAAAACAAGAUAAUUUAAAUUACGUUUGGCUAGAUAUAACUAACGAUGAAGCUUUUAUUCCAACUUUCAACGGAUUAGUAAUAGUAAAGGUUUUAUUUGUUAAUCAUGAAAAUUAUAAAGAGUAUAAUAAUAUAUAUUUUAAAAAUUAUAAUUAUUCACAUAAGACAUACGAUAUAAAUGAAUCACAUUUUUGUUCUUAUAUCCCUCUCAAAUAUGAAAACAAAAUAAAAAAGAAUAAUAGUACAGAUGAUAAUAUUUAUAAUGAUGAUAUAUUAAUACAUAAUCAACAAAAUCAUUGUGAAACUAUUAAAAGGUCAUAUGAUCAUGAUAAUUUAGUAAAUUUUAGUUAUACAAAUAGUUCUGAUGAAUUCGAGAGACUAAACAGUGAUAAAAAUUCAAAUCUGCAACAAAAUGAUAUACCUAAAAAUAUGAAUUAUUAUCAAAAUGAUAUGUAUACAACAUAUAAUAAAUAUCCAUCAAAUGAACCUAUAAAUGUAAAUAGUAAUAACAACAACAACAACAAUAAUAAUAAUAAUAAUAAUAACAAUUUAUACGACGAACAAAAUACAAAACAAGAGCAUAAUGAAAAAGAACAUAAUUAUCAAAAUAAAUAUAAUAAUUCAAAUAUAUAUAAUUAUCAUGAUAGUCAUGAUGUUUCAGAAAGAAGAAGUAAUAGUGAUAAUCUAAAUACAUCACAUGAUGAAAAUAAAAUAAUAAAUAAUGCACAAAGUAAUUAUAUACCAUCUACAUAUAUCUCAUCUUUAAAAUGUAAUGAUAUGGAUAUAAACAAUAAAUAUAUGUCGACAAAAGGAACAAACCAUAAUUCAAGGUCUAAUUUGUUAACAAGCCAAACAAAGAAUAUGCAAAAUGAUUAUAAUAAUAAAACACAAAUAUUUAAAGAAAACGAAAAUAUAACAAAUAAAAUUAAUAACAGAUUACAAGAAUUAAAAGAAUAUAGAGAUCAAGAACAAGCCAAAUUUAAAGAAAAAGUAGUCAUAAAUGAUGAAAUCAAGAAACAAAUAAAUAAGUGGUGUAAAAAUUCAGAUAAUACAUAUAAAGAUAUUAAAGUAUUAUUAACGACAUUAAAUGAAGUAUUAUGGAAAAAUGCUCAAUGGAAAAAUGUAUAUAUGGCUGAUUUAAUAUCAAAUCCAAAAAUGGUUAAAAUUGCUUAUAAAAAUGCAAUAUUAUUAUGUCACCCUGAUAAAAACAGAAAUACAACCGUCGAGCAAGAGUUAAGAGCAGAAAUGAUUUUCCAAGCCUUAAAUAACUCUUAUAAGGAUAAAAGAAAUUUAUAA